Molecule: messenger RNA, 921 nt
Organism: Dentiscutata erythropus
Lineage: Eukaryota; Fungi; Glomeromycota; Glomeromycetes; Diversisporales; Gigasporaceae
Source: the annotation of a GenBank genome assembly
AUUAGUGACUUUAAAAUUCGUUAUAUUGAUGAAGAUAAAGACGCCAUUGCUAUUGAUAAUGACUUUGAUUUGCAGGAAGCUAUAAAACACAAUAAAUCCCAUUCUAAGGGAAAUUCUCGCCUUGUUAUCCGCGAUGAGUCUCUGAGUAUCCACCAUCACAACGAUAAUAAUACUUUAUUAUCCAUUCCUCGCACUUCUCAUAUGUUCACAAGUUCUAGGCAAUUAAGAGGGAGUUAUCAUAAUGCAAUUUGUGAUUACUGUGACUCGGUAAUUGCGGGCGUUCGCUAUAAAUGCAUUAAUUGUCCAGAUUUUGAUUUAUGUAACAAUUGCGUUGCUCUUGCACCAACACAACAUCCGGGUCACACAUUUAUACCGAUUCAUAGAAACGGUGAGCCUGAAAUCAAAUCUUCAAAUUCUGUAUUCCACCCUGGAAUCAGAUGUGAUGCCUGUGGAAAAGCUAUUCGUGGAGUUAGGUAUAAAUGUGAUCCUAUCAGCAAACAUGAUGAAAAUCACAUUUUCAUAAAGAUCAAGAAACCUGUGCUGAAACGGCUUCGAACAAAUAGACCAUUACUACAUCAUUUGUACUUGGAAGUUGAUCAAAAAACUAGCCAUGGUAAAUACAGUAGACGAUCUUCUCAAUCAAGAAAUAUUCAAAGUGAGAUGGAGUCUGUAUCAAAGCAAACUACCACGGUUGAGUCUAAUUCUGAUGAAUCGAGUUUAAACCGGUUAAAUCCUUUAAUCAGUCCCCUUAAUGGUGAAGUGAAUCGCUUUAAUAUAUCACCUCCAACUCCUGAAAAUCUUAAGCGAGAAAAAGCCCAAACCCCUAUUGCUACAAACGCUUUGGACAUCCCUUGUUCACCUUCACCGUCCGUAACUACUAUUGCCUCUCAGGACGAAGACGAUGACAUCCCCAUGUCGUAG